GGAAAACUCCAUGAAACUUGGAGUAGAGAGAGAGCCAAACCACAUAAACCAAACGACCACCCAAAAAUGUCUUCUUCUUCUUCAUCUCCGUCUCCGAUCUCGUCCGAGACGACCACGAUAACAAAAGAAAUCGAUCCCACCAACGUAUCCCUUGUCGAAAACUUCCUCAAAUCUUUAACUUACCCAGACUCCUCCCUCGACGAUUUCGCCUCUUUCGACUCUUUCUCCGUCUUGCUACAAAACAACAUCAGAGCUCUCUCCGUCGAACAUGGCCGUAUCACGUGCUCCGUCGUCGUCACGCCUGCCCUUACCAAUUACUUUAAUGGGUUACAUGGAGGAGCAGUGGCAUCAAUUGCAGAGAGGUUAUCAAUGGCUUGCGCGAGAACACUCGUGUCUGAAGACAAACAUCUGUUCCUCGGUGAAUUGAGUAUGUCUUAUCUCUCUGCUGCUCCUGUUUCGAGUGAAGUGGUGGUGGAAGGAUCAGUGGUGAGGAGUGGGAGGAACCUGACGGUGGUGAAUGUUGAGUUCAAGAUGAAGGACACCAUGAAAGUCACUUACUUAGCUCGUGCUACUUUUUACCAAUCUAUCAUCUCCAAGCUUUAAAGCUUUUGUUGAGAUCUUUAUUUUUCUAUUCAAUAAAACAAGAGUCUGUUUAUGUAUACAGAUUAGUUUGAACCCACGAGAUAUAUAAUGAGCAUUACUACUUUUU
Molecule: messenger RNA, 709 nt
Organism: Eruca vesicaria subsp. sativa (arugula)
Lineage: Eukaryota; Viridiplantae; Streptophyta; Magnoliopsida; Brassicales; Brassicaceae
Source: the annotation of a GenBank genome assembly